AUGGAGACAACAAUGCACAGUGUUAAUCCAAGGGGAGAGGGACAGACCAAUCAAUUGUACUGGUAUUGUAGUCGUACGAGAAAUGAUGGUGUAGCAUUACAGUAUAGAGACAGGAGUGGAUGUAAUAAUGAAGGAAAUAUGAUUGCAAAAGGAUUGAACAAAUUUCAAAUGAACAACAACAACAAUAGGAAUAUUAAUAUUAACAAUUCUCAGAAUAUAAAUUAUCACAUAAAUGCAAAUACUAGUAACCAUAUGAUGAUAAGAAGAGAAGAUAUUCACCCGCAGCAGGAAUAUAAUUCGAAACGUUUUGGAUAUCGUCACUAUGGAAAACUGAAUAGAGGAAAUAUAAACAGAAGAACUUUUCAUAAAAAUAAAACGUUUGUAAUGGAUGAUGAUCAGUUUACUCAUGAGAUGUAUAUUCCUACAUCUCCAACCGUUGAAGGAAAGCCAAAUUUUGGCACAACACAAACGAAUUAUGAUACAAGACAGAUGAAAGGCAAUUUCCUACAACAGGUAUGCCAUCCCAAUAAGAUGAAUCCGUGCAUGAAACAAAAAAGAAAAUGGAAACCAACUUCUAGAUGGCCCCAAAGAGGAGAAGGGAAUUCAGUUAACCAUGGAGACAACGCUGAAGAGGGGAAAACACAUCUUGAGGAGGAUCUACUGAUGGAAGGGUCUUACAUAAAUGAAGAAAAAGUAGAUGACCCACCCCGUGUGAACAAACCCAAGUUGGAAAAUGGGCACGAAAGGGAGGAAUGCCAAGAUGGAGAAGAUGGAAAAAAUGGAGAAGACGGAGAAGAUGGAAAAAAUGGAGAAGAUGGAGAAGACGGGGAAGACGGAGAAGAAGAACCCCCUUGGAGUGAAAGAAAAAAAAGAAAAUCGUACAGUGAAAUAAAAUCUGACAUAUUGAGAGACGCAAUUGAGUACUUUAAAAAUUGCAAAUCUACAAAAGCACAACAAGAUUCAGAUGAAGACCAUGUUGUAGUAAAGGAUCUACCCAUGGAAGAAGAGAAUAAUGCACAAAACCAAAAACCCUCUUAUUGUAAUGUAUGUAAAGAGAAAGAGUACAAGUAUAAAUGUCCCUUUUGUGAAAUAAAAUCAUGUUCCCUUAUAUGUGUAAAAGCACAUAAAAAACUAUUUCAAUGCAAAAAUAAAUUAAAAAAAAUAUUUAAAAUAAAAAAUAUAGGAAGAAACAAUUUUGACGAGAAUACACUACAUAAAGAUUAUUUGUAUCUUGAAAAUGUGGAAAAAAUUUUACGAGGAAAUUAUAAAUUUAUAAAAAUAAAAGAAUAUGAAACAACCAAUAUUUGGCUAUACAGAUAUAGUAAACUAAUAAAUCUAUUAAAAAAAAAAAAUAUUUUUUUACUAAAGGCUCCCAUGUACACAAAAUUGCAUAGAGAAAAUAAAACGAAUAUUAUAAAUAAUGAAAUAUUGUGGAUGAUAAAAGUUACUUUUGUAAAUGAAAAUAUAUUUGUGAUACAUGAAAACAUUUGUGAAGAUACCUCUUUUUUGCAAAUCCUUAACUUAUCAAUAACCAAAGUGCAAAAGUUGAAACAUAUUCUUACCAUCUACCUGAACAAUUUGGAUUCCAUACAUAUCUCCCUCAGUAACACAUACACAAAUAAAAAAAAAAAAAAUCAGAGCGAAGAAAUAGAUCUUUCCUUUUCCGUACUCCACACGCUUAGCGAUUUGCUGCUUGGAAAAACCUUUUAUGAGUACCCUCACAUAAACUUCAAACUUUUAUAUGAAGGAAAUUCACUUCUCGUGAACUCCGCUUACGAGCGUGUGGCUGCCCAGGGUGCGUGUCCUCUUGCUAGCCAAGCUGAAGGGGGUGGAUGCAACAAAAGUGAUGGUGCUGAAGAGGAAGCAAAAGAAAGUAGCGCAAUUGAAACGAUGGUUAGUAAUGAAUGCUUCGAAAAAAUACAAUGA
Molecule: messenger RNA, 1926 nt
Organism: Plasmodium gonderi
Lineage: Eukaryota; Apicomplexa; Aconoidasida; Haemosporida; Plasmodiidae
Exons: 1
Coding region: 1-1926 (641 amino acids)
Biological process (GO): snoRNA localization; box C/D snoRNP assembly; maturation of LSU-rRNA from tricistronic rRNA transcript (SSU-rRNA, 5.8S rRNA, LSU-rRNA)
Cellular component (GO): nucleus; pre-snoRNP complex
Source: RefSeq, a predicted model, not a curated record